Molecule: messenger RNA, 1227 nt
Organism: Eucalyptus grandis
Lineage: Eukaryota; Viridiplantae; Streptophyta; Magnoliopsida; Myrtales; Myrtaceae
Product: receptor like protein 22-like
Exons: 1
Coding region: 1-1227 (408 amino acids)
Molecular function (GO): protein binding
Source: RefSeq, a predicted model, not a curated record
AUGUGCCAGCUAAGCAAUAUUGACAUACUUGAUUUGUCCAAGAACAAGUUGACUGGUGUUAUUCCGCCAUGUUUGAGCAAUUUGAGUGACACCCUUUCCGUCUUGAGUUUGCAUGGGAAUGAUUUAUAUGGAAGAUUUCCUCUAUGGAAAAAUGAUAUAUGUGCAUUUGAGAUGAUAGAUGUGAGUGAUAACCAACUACAAGGGUCACUACCUAAGGGAUUAGCUAAUUGUAGUCAACUGGAAUUUCUCAAUUUCGGAAAUAAUCAGAUCGUCGAUACCUUUCCUUCAUGGAUGGGAUUGCUUUUUGAUUUGAAGGUGCUCAUUUUGCGAGCCAAUAGAUUUCAUGGAGCCAUAGGGGAGCCUGAAGUUGGUGACCAGUUUCUCAAACUACGAAUUGUUGAUCUAUCCAUGAACAACUUCUCAAGUAGCCUUCCAUAUGAAUACUUCAAAAUUUGGAGUGCCAUGAAAGUCCACGAUUCAUAUGAUGGAUACUACUAUGGAUAUUCUGAGCCCACUUUGCACCCAUUCCACUUUGAUGGGGAGAAGCUUACGAGAGAUGAUCCUGAGGUAAAGUAUCACUACUCAAUGACAAUAAGCAACAAAGGCAUUGCAAUGGAGUACGCAAAAAUAUUGGGAUACCUGAAUGUAAUUGAUCUUUCGAGUAACAACUUUAUUGGGGAAAUCCCGAAUUCUGUUGGAAGUUUAACUGAACUUCGUCUACUCAAUAUCUCCAACAAUAAUCUUACUGGCCCCAUCCCUUUGUCCCUAGCGAAUUUGAUCCAACUAGAAUCUCUCGACCUGUCAAGCAAUAAGCUCUCGGGAGUGAUUCCUCCAACAUUAACCCACCUCAUUUUCCUUGCUUUCUUCAAUGUGUCGGACAACCAUCUUUCUGGGCCCAUACCUCAACUGAACCAGUUCACUACAUUCGAGAAUAACUCUUUUGGAGGGAACUUCGGACUGUGCGGAGGUCCUCUAACAAAGAAAUGCGGAAAUCCUAUUGAAACGCCCUUGGCACCGCCAUCUAGUGCAUUCGCUGAAGAGGACUCGGGGAUGUGGUUUGAAGAACUUGACUGGAAAGUUGUCUUGAUAGGUUUUGGAGGCGGGCUGGUCAUCGGCGUGGUUAUGGGGCUGACCACGACUUCCAUAAUUGAGCAAUGGUUCCUGAGGUUCUAUAGAGGAAGGCGAGGAAGACAAGGAAGAUGGAUGCAUCAAAUAAGGUUUGCGUGA